AUGCGCCGUGGUGAACUUCUUUUCUUGGCUGGGCUCCAGCUCCAGCUCUGCGCAGCUCGCCAGCCCGGUUUUAGCAUCCAUCACGAUCUGCUAGCAUUUCCCCAGUUCGAAGUAGUUUUCUCGGAAUCAUACAUCUCAGAGCCCGAAGCUAAGUCCUUGCUCGAAAGCGCCGCCGAACCGACGCAGCACCCGAGCUACGAAGCCGAGUUCGGUGACAAUGAUAUUAUAUCACACGUCCAGCCCACGGCCAGUGGCGAAGCCAGCAAUGAUGGAGACCACACAGUCACCGAGACGUACGAAAUCAUGACGAUGCAUCCCCACCGCUAUCUCUGCAUCAUCCCCGUCAUCGAAGCUCCUCCCGCGCCAAACAAAACCGCAACCGAACUCGCCAAGGCCGAGGAGGCGCGGGAGCUGGCGCGAGCUACUACUCACGGCUGGGAGCUAGUCAAUGAGCUGGAUGGGACAUGUCUAUACUACGUAUCAGGAUGGUGGAGCUAUAGCUUCUGCUACGGCCAUGACGUGGUGCAAUUUCAUGCAUUGCCAGGCCACAAGGGGGGACCGCCCGUGAGGGAUCCCAAUAGUCAAGAAUACGUACUGGGGAGGGUGCAAGACUCGCAAGCAGCGGCGUCUGCAAAUACGAAACGUGGCCGUGGUGGUAGGGCCGUGCCACCGGCAGUAGAGGCAGAGAGUAAGCCAGCGCCGGCAAACCCGGAGCUCCAGGUCAAGGGCGAUCAACGGUACCUUGUGCAGCGGCUGGAAGACGGCACAUUAUGCGACUUGACCAACCGCCCGCGCACUAUCGAGAUCCAGUAUCACUGCAGCCCGGGCGGCACGCAGGAUCGCAUCGGCUGGAUCAAGGAGGUCACCACGUGCGCCUACCUCAUGCUCGUUAACACGCCGCGCCUCUGCACGGACGUGGCCUUUCAACCCCCGCGUGAGCAGCCCGCCAACAUCAUCAGCUGUCGCACCAUCGUGCCAGAAUCGGAACAAGCAGCAUGGCACGCGCAGAAGUCGCUGGAGGCGCAGGCUUCCAUGGUGGGACAGCAGCAGAAGCAGGCUCAAGGUCCUGUCACAAUUGGCGGCGUGGUUGUAGGCGGUCACCAACUUCUGGGAAAGGGCGAGGAUGGCAAGGAAGCUACCCAGCUCAAGCCACCCCGGGGGUUUGGCAAUGGGGGAGACGGUACCGUUGUCGAGAUUGUGGCCAUGGGCACAAGCAAGGAGGAGGGGAGCAAACUGAAGGUUCUAAGUGCCGAGGAACUCGAAGAUCUUGACUUGAGUCCCGAGUUGAUCGAGCAGCUCAAGGACCAGAUGCAAGACUUAGCGGGUGACAGGGGUUGGAAGCUUGAAGUCGUGGAAGUCGCUGGGAACCCCGAGACAAGGGAUAUUCGGGGUAUUGUGGAAAGUGAAGAUGAAGAGGACGAGGGUGAAGGCGAUGGUACCGAUGCGAAUAACGGUGAGGGGGGUGACGAGAGUGACGAGAGUGACAAGGGGAGUGAAGAGAAAUUCUUCCAGAAGGAUGAGUUGUGA
Pseudomassariella vexata is the source of this 1527-nucleotide messenger RNA. RefSeq names its product glucosidase II beta subunit-like protein-domain-containing protein. Gene Ontology annotation, cellular component: endoplasmic reticulum lumen. Gene Ontology annotation, biological process: retrograde protein transport, ER to cytosol; endoplasmic reticulum unfolded protein response. The transcript has 2 exons. The record is from RefSeq and is a predicted model, not a curated record. Lineage: Eukaryota; Fungi; Ascomycota; Sordariomycetes; Amphisphaeriales; Pseudomassariaceae. Bases 1 to 1527 code for a protein of 508 amino acids.